Trichomonas vaginalis G3 is the source of this 1017-nucleotide messenger RNA. RefSeq names its product keratin-associated protein family. The transcript has a single exon. The coding region runs from base 1 to 1017 and encodes 338 amino acids. The record is from RefSeq and is a predicted model, not a curated record. Lineage: Eukaryota; Parabasalia; Trichomonadida; Trichomonadidae.
AUGAUUAAACAACAGCAACCACAGCAACUUAAGGCGCAAAACACCCAGGUCCUUCAGACCAUUACAUACGCCAUAUAUGCAUAUAAUUCAAAGACGGCAGAACAAACGCAAAGGUUGAAAUAUGGAGAUUUGGAGAUAGUAUUGAAAAAUGAACAUUUCGAAUUCGUUUGCAAAGGUGGUGCAGUGAUAUCAAAUAUAAAAGAAAUUUUAUUUAUGAAUUCUAAAAUUAAAGGUAUAACGGAUGAUAUAACAUCAAUUCCACCAGAAGAACAAAGAUAUUACGCAUUAAAUGCAUUUCCUAAAGUUUUGAAGAUUGGAAGAUUUAAUUUAAAUGAGGAAUUCAUAGAAGGUUUCCUAAAUGACAUAAUGAAGAAGGCAAAUUUGGUUUAUGUUGAUGAAAAAGAUAAUGAAAUUAAAGAAAAGGUUGAAUGGUAUCAUGAAUGGACAUUUGAGACUUUUAAAGUUAAAGCUGAUACAGAAUGGGUUUCGGGAUGUUUAGACCUUAAAGCAGAUAAAACUUAUGUUGAUGAAAAUUAUGCAAAGAAGUCGGAAGUAAAUGAUGUGAUUACAAGCAUGAAAAAUGAAAUACUUCAAACAUUAUAUCCUGUUGGUUCUAUUUAUACAUCAAUGAAUUCAACAAAUCCAGCAGCAGUUUUAGGUUUUGGUAUGUGGAAGCAGAUUGUAGAUAAAUUCUUAUACUGUGCUAGAUAUUCAAAGCAAACAGGAGGUUCAAAGAAAAUUAAAGAAGCAAACCUUCCACCGCACACUCAUACGGGAACUACAAACUUUUCUGGCGACCAUAGACACUCAUUAAGAGACCACCCAUUAUACAACUCAGAAUAUGAAGCUGGCUAUGAUGUUUUAUCUCCAGAUUAUAACCAUUCAGCAAAAAAGACUUUUCGACCAACUGAACCAGGAGGAAAUCAUGUCCAUACUUUCACAACAAAUCCAACAGGUUCGGGUAAAGAUUAUAUGCCACCAUUUGUGACUGUAUUCGCAUGGUACCGCGUUCAAUGA